Molecule: messenger RNA, 6544 nt
Organism: Perca flavescens (yellow perch)
Lineage: Eukaryota; Metazoa; Chordata; Actinopteri; Perciformes; Percidae
Product: ephrin type-B receptor 4
Exons: 17
Coding region: 925-3882 (985 amino acids)
Biological process (GO): protein phosphorylation; ephrin receptor signaling pathway; axon guidance
Cellular component (GO): dendrite; plasma membrane
Molecular function (GO): ATP binding; transmembrane-ephrin receptor activity; protein binding
Source: RefSeq, a predicted model, not a curated record
GAAACGUAGUGGGCGGAGCUUGCUGCUGGUGCCAUUCGACUCCGGCUUUGAUGCGGUGAUGAAGUCCUCGGUGACCAACGUACAGUGUCAGCCCUACGAGCUACUUUAGCGCACAACUUUUAGUAGCCGCUGUUGGUCCAGUCUGCUGACUUAUCCAGAGAACAAACUAGACAUUUACCCCAGUUUCAGUCUAAAUUUCGCCUGUUAAUCCAGGCCAGGCUAGACGUGUCGCGCAGUAUCCCCACCACCUUUCGUGGAUUUUUUUUUCUCUCCCCGCAGCCCUAGCUAAUAGUCUGGUGCUUUAAGAGAAAAAAAAGGAAAAACACACUUUCGCGGAUUGUUUUGCCGAACAUGACGAGAAGAUGUGGAAGUAGGUAUGAACCGACUGAUAACGAGGAGUAUCUCUGCAACUAACACAUAUGCAGUGAGGUGCCCUGGUUGCGGAUUCAGGCUGCUCGAUCAUCAGGCUGAGGGGGAGAAUUUGGGAGAAGUCUCGUGGAGCACAAAGCCGAGGAUACAACAAGUUUGGACCAUGCACCCCUUGUGCUGACAGAGGACUGAGGUGGAAGAGGAGUUGAAACGCUGAAGCAUGUUUCUGACUGUUGUUUUUCUGCCCAUACUUUCACCACAACAUAAAGUUUGACAAUUCAUAGAAGUUUCGAGUCUGUGCUAACACUUGCUAUUUAAGGUGCUGCAGCCGACCAGUUAAACGUGCUUUUAGAUUCACAAUUCGUCUGAAUCCGCACUUAGCAAAAGUGUAUUUUUUUCUUACUGCAGUGUUGUGUGAGGCUCUCCGAACUGUCCACUUUAAAUGCGGACUGGUUUACGGUCAGUCAGUGCACAGCCGAGCUGCCAGUGCCACUUGAUUUUUAAUUCAAGGCAAAACAGAAGUCGGUUCAUUUUUUACCAUUUAGUGACAGCACUAUGGAGCUGACCUACAGGAUCGUUGUUCUGCUGGGGUGCAUCUUCCUGAACUGGGCUCUACUGGCUUCUGCAGAGGAAGAGGUCCUGAUGAACACUAAAACGGAGACUUCUGAUCUCAAAUGGACCAUCUUCUCACAUGCCAAACCCGAGUGGGAGGAAGUAAGCGGUUUAGAUGAGGAAAACAACAGUGUGAGGACCUAUCAGAUCUGUCAGACUGACAGCUCAUCCAGCCAUUGGCUGCGCAGCGGCUUCAUCCAGCGACGUGGAGCGUCUCAGGUUUACGUGGAACUGCGAUUCACCAUGAUGGAGUGUUCAUCCAGGAGCACCCACCACCGCAGCUGUAAGGAGACCUUUAACCUGUACUACUACCAGGCAGACUCCAACGAGGCCACGUCCUCUUACCCGCCCUGGAUGGAGAACCCAUACACCAAGGUGGACACAGUGGCUGCAGACUUUCUUCUGAGGAAGGGUGGGGAGCGGAAAUUCAACGUGAAGACCUUAAGACUCGGCCCUCUAUCUAAGAGAGGCUUCUACUUGGCUUUUCAGGCUCAGGGCGCCUGCAUGGCCCUGCUGUCAGUCAGGGUGUUCUUCAAAAAGUGCCCCCCCCUGGUCAGUGCUCUUUCCUCUUUCCCCGAGACUGUUCCCCGUACUCUGGUGCAAGAAGCGCAGGGUGUGUGUGUGGAGCACGCGGCCCAGCAAGGGCCCCGACCUCGGUCGCCUAAGCUCUUCUGCGGGGAAGAUGGCCAGUGGGUGGGCCAGCCAACAACCUCCUGCGCCUGCCUACCAGGAUUUGAGUCUGCCGAAGGACACACUAGAUGCACAGGCUGUCCUGUGGGUCAGUUCAAGUCGACCUCAGAGGGACAGUGCACAGGCUGUCCAGGAUUCAGCCACGCCGCCAUGGGAGGGGCGACGGUGUGUGCGUGUCGCUCUGGAUACUUGCGUGCAGAGUCUGAAUCUCCCAACAUGCCGUGCACUAGACCUCCCUCGGCUCCGCGCAGCAUCGUCACCCAGAUCAACGACACCACACUCAGUCUGGAGUGGAACGAGCCCUUGGACAACGGCGGCAGAACAGACCUGAGCUACUCCGUCACAUGCUCUGUGUGCAGGUCACCAAAGGGGCCGUGCCUCUCCUGCGGAGACAGCGUCAGCUACCGGCCCGCGCAGCACGGCCUGCUGGGUCGUAGGGUGGAGGUGUGGGGCCUGCUGCCUCACACCACAUACACGUUUACAAUCCAGACACUCAACGGGGUGUCUCAGGUCAGCGGAAAGGACCCUGGCAGUGAAAGCGUCAACAUCACCACAAGCCAUGACGUGCCAUCUCUGGUUUCUGUGAUUCAGAAGAGUGACUCCACAGAGAGCAGUCUGACUCUGCACUGGCCAGUCCCGGCUCAGCCACACUACACCAUCCUGCAGUAUCAGCUACGCUACUGUGAGAAGGAGCGACGUAGUGAAGAUCAGUGCCACUACACAGAGUGUAACAGAAACCAGGCCGUGCUGACGGACCUCCGCAGGGCCACUCAGUACGAGGUGCAGGUUCGGGCACGCACCAUGGCCGGUUAUGGCAGCUUCAGUCGUGCAGCCGUGUUCCGCACGCUGCCUGAUGGUCAUGACUCCGCCGCUCAGUUCUUAGUACCUGGAAUCCUUAUCGCUGUUGGGAUGCUGCUGCUUGUCACUUUCGUCUUAGUGGCCGCCUACUGCAUACGCAGACACAGCCGAAUGAAGGAUCCAGAGCUGAGCGACAAAAACAGCCAGUACCUUGUUGGCCAAGGGGUCAAGGUCUAUAUCGACCCCUUCACCUAUGAGGACCCUAAUGAGGCCGUGCGAGAAUUUGCCAAGGAAAUUGAUGUUUCCUUUGUCAAGAUCGAGGAGGUUAUCGGUGCUGGAGAGUUCGGGGAGGUGUGUCGAGGGCGGCUGAAGAUCCCAGGGAAAAAAGAAAACUACGUAGCAAUUAAGACGCUAAAAGGCGGCUACACUGACAAGCAGAGACGGGACUUCCUUUCUGAAGCGUCCAUCAUGGGUCAGUUCCAGCACCCCAACAUCAUCCACCUGGAGGGGAUCAUCACAGCCAGCUGUCCAGUCAUGAUCCUCACAGAGUUUAUGGAGAACGGAGCUCUUGACUCUUUUCUACGGCUGAACGACAGCCAGUUCACUCCCAUCCAGCUGGUGGGUAUGCUGCGCGGCAUCGCCUCCGGCAUGAAGUACUUGGCAGAGAUGAGCUACGUCCACCGAGACCUGGCUGCCCGCAACAUCCUGAUCAACAGCAACCUCGUGUGCAAGGUGUCCGACUUCGGCUUGUCACGCUUCCUGCAGGAGAACUCCUCUGAUCCGACCUACACCAGCUCUUUGGGAGGUAAGAUCCCAAUCCGCUGGACAGCGCCGGAGGCGAUCGCCUUCAGAAAGUUUACCUCAGCCUCAGAUGUGUGGAGCUAUGGCAUUGUCAUGUGGGAGGUCAUGUCUUUUGGAGAGAGACCGUACUGGGACAUGAGCAACCAGGAUGUAAUCAAUGCCAUAGAGCAGGACUACCGGCUGCCACCGCCCCCUGACUGCCCCACCCAUCUGCACCAGCUGAUGCUGGACUGCUGGCAGAAGGACCGCUCGGCGCGCCCUCGUUUCGCAGACAUUGUCAGUGCUCUGGACAAACUGAUCCGCAACCCUGCAUCGCUGAAAAUAGUGGCUCAAGAAGGCGCAGGGCCAUCUUACCCCCUGCUGGACCAGCGUGCACCUUUAGCCCUCUCACCGUGUGCUUCAGUCGGAGAAUGGCUGAGGGCAAUCAAGAUGGAGCGCUACGAAGACAGCUUCCUGCAGGCCGGCUUCAACUCAGUGGACCAGCUGGCCCAGAUCACCACACAGGAUCUGCUGCACAUGGGAGUGACUUUGGCCGGGCACCAGAGGAAAAUCCUUUCCAGCAUCCAGACAAUGACUUUUCGGAGCAAGAGCACUGCAACUGUGAGCUUCUAGCUCACCUGUCUCCUAACCUGGACGUGCAGCCAUGUACUGGAGUACUGUGGAUCCUCUCCUGUGACCCACUUUGAGCACGGACUCCAAGGGAGAUUGGCAGAAUUAACUAUGACCAGAAUCUUUUUUUUUUUUUUUUUUUUCGUUCACAGGGACCAGGAGAUGAAGUUGACUCAUUUUUACAGUUUGUGGUGUUUUUAUAUGGACCUGAAGUCAGGACCCAAUAUAUGUGCUAAACCAAGAGGAGAGACCGAUCAGCGUUUACAAAGUUUCUGUAGUAUCAUAUAAUUUUGGAAACAGACAGUCGGCUGUUUUGUUGUCGAGUAAAAAGUCACUUCACCAAAGGAGACAAAAAGAAAUGCCAGUGCCAAUCCAAGGAUUUCAGUUUUCAUAUCAGUGUGUAAUUAUGAAUGAGAACCGCUUUCACCCUGGGUGUCUUGCAUCAAAUCCAUCUGGAUUACAUUACUACGUAGACAUUUUUCACAUCAAGACUGAACAUUUUAACAGUUGGAUUUCACUUCUUUGUUUCCAUUUGAUUUCAACAUUACCUCCUCUUCUCUCAGGUGUGAUGUGUAAUGCAAACUUUGGAAAGCACUGUACUCCUAGUCCUAAUCAGACUUCUCUCAUCUUCUUCGGUCUUUCCCCUAAUCGGCUCCACAGUGCGUGAGGGGAAGAGAGACAGAGAGACAUAUCAGCACUUUUGUCAUUUCAGAGUGUGGUUGGUUAUUUCUACUGCCUGUGUUUCUGCUGGCAGCUCAGUUUUAUUAUACUUAGACUGAACAAGGACCAAGUGGACUCAGAGACCAGAGAUCACUGUACAGUCGGUUUUCUUUGUUGUACCGAGGAAGCUAUCUGGCCUCCGACUUGUUUUUCUUGAUAUAACGGAUGCAUUUUUAAUUCUCUUAUUCUGUAUUCUCCAUCUUCCAGUGCCAUUCAGUUGUCUUUGUGGACUUAAAUGCCAAUUUUAUGAAGCAGAAAUCUCAUGAGUGAUUCUUCUUGUUUCAUUAAAAUGUACCUCAAAGGGUUACUUUGACAUUUUGAAGUUCAGUGUAUUGUUUUCCUUCAUUCUGGUCGUGUAGUCGGGAACAUUGUUUCUGCUCUUGCCUCAGAGCUACACAAAAUUACCCUCUUGAGAUUCUUAACAUUUUAGCAUUGAAAAAAAUAUACAGCUACCAGAUAAGCUAACAUGCUAGCUUGCAGUCAGCAGUAUCCAUUGGUUUCAGGGGGGAAUGCUAACACUGUUGAGCUGCUGUUUGAUUAGCACAGCAGCUCACAUUUUAAGUUCAGUGUAUUUUUUUCGUUCAUCAGAUGCUGGUUGUGUGGCUUUUGGCACAAAGCUACAAAAACAUUGUUUAACAGUUAACAAAGAAAACAAUACAUAGCUACCAGCUAACAUGCUAGCUUGUAGCUAGUUGUAUCCAUUGGUUUCAAGGUGAAAUGCUAAUCAUAUUGUUGAGCUGCUGUUUGAUUAGCUGAGUAGCGGCCCAUAAUAACAUUAUUACAAGUGCUUGUUGAAGAAGAAUAACAGACCGGAGUUCAAAAUGUCACAGUAUUGCUCCAAGACUUUGCAUCUCUCAAAGGAUAACACCAGUGGUUUUGACAUUUAGGUCGUGCACAAUUUACCUGCAGUGAUUUAGAAAAAUUAAGUUUAAACAGCCACUAAAACAUACCCCAUCAACGAUGUUGAAUACCAAAUGCUAUGACUGCUUUUUCUAAAUGUUUUUAACCUUGCCAUAGAGCACUUUUGUGAUUAGGUGUUGUUUUUUUCAAUUGGCAAUUUGGUUUUCCUUUUUAACAUGGCAUUUCUAUCAUAAUGUGACACUUAUCUGUGGUUUUUAAAAGGUGCAAAGUGCAAUUUACACACAUUCAAAUUCCAUUUAAAUGGAAUUUCAAGUCUGGUUGAUUCACACCAAAAAUUAGGUGGUGAUAAUGGCCACACAAUGUUUGUGUUGUCACUUAAGUGUGGUCGAAACAUUUAUACCAUAAAAUUUAUCCAUUCUCUUAUCUAACGUAAAUUCAUGUUAGGCCUUCAUUAAAAACACUGGUAUUGUCACGCAAGAGUCUGAGAGAUUUCUUUGAGGAUUAUGGAAAAUGUGGUCUUCACAUUGAAGAUCUCAAUAAAUUUAACUUUGAAAUAAUGAAUAGAUAAAGUAUGUUUUGAUUACUGUCCUGUGUGUAGGCUAAUCUGUAUUCAGUAUUCAUAAUAAUAAAGCUACACACCAGUGUUUACCAUCAAUGACAUUGAUAAUGAUAAUUUUUCUACUUAUCAACAUGUCGAAUGGCCUCUGUAGAUAAUUAUCGUCAUUCUCACUUUAAGUGGAGCAUGACAACUGCCCAUACACAUGUUGACGUCAUUGUUUAGACGUCAAAGGAAGUUCCUGUCCGACCUGAAAGUGAAAACCCAUAUAAUUUACCUGUUGACAGGCUGAUCUGUCCCAGUGACCCCCAAUGACUUCUGUCCCAAAUUCACAGCAAAGCAGCUCCACCCUUGCCAAAACGCACUGUUUCUGGAUUUGCUUGAACCUUUUAUUGUCUUGAGUUUUACUUCAGUGCGCACAGAUGUGAGGUAAAUAAAUUGUUCUUGGUUCUCUUGUUUUUAUCUUUGGUUUGAUAAUGCCUCAUCUGAACUGUCUACGAUCAUAACUACAGAAAUGUGCAAAUAAAA